AUGACUGAUAAGAGCAUCAAAAAGGGCGAUGAAGUGCAUGUAGAGCGUGAAGGCAACGACGUUGUCAAGCGUGCAAGCGAGCUCACCAAGGAGUCGUCUGCAGCUCCUGCCGAGAAGAAAGACAAAAAGACGGCCGCUAAAGAAGCGAAAGAAGCGAGAGAGACUAAAGAGACUAAAGAGACUAAAGAGGCGAAAGAAGCGAAAGAAGCGAAAGAAGCGGCAGCCGAAAAGAAGGAAGCCGAGGCUGGCGAGAAGCGAGACCGCUCAGGGGCCGACGUUGAUGGUGAUGGCAAAUCACCGGCUGAAGAGCAACUGGAGGCCGAGAAAGAGACCGGUAAGGAAGCUAAGAAGCCCAAACUCGACGACGAAAACGCCAAGGAAAAGAACGGCAACGGAGAUUCAAAGAAGCCCGAAGAAGCCGACUCAGGUGACGCCGAGAAGUCUCCUGCACCAAAGAAGCGUGGACCAGGUCGCCCCAAGAAAUCCGAAAUCGAAGCGAGGAAAAAAGAGGAGGCAGCAAAACUUGAAACCGGUGCAGGCGGUGCGGAGAAAAUAUCACAAAGGACACGUUCAAAGGCUUAG
This is a messenger RNA of Morchella importuna, 582 nucleotides long. RefSeq lists its product as uncharacterized. Bases 1 to 582 code for a protein of 193 amino acids. Lineage: Eukaryota; Fungi; Ascomycota; Pezizomycetes; Pezizales; Morchellaceae. The transcript is spliced from 2 exons. The record is from RefSeq and is a predicted model, not a curated record.